CGGUAAAACGGGGCAGGGCCACCAUUCUCCGUCAAACUAGCUAUAGCUCUCCAGAAAGAAAAAACAAUCCUGGCUACACAUUAAACGCACCACCACUGCCUUAAAGACAUCCGUAAUUACUCUUCCGCUAAUGAGUCAUUUGUUUUGAAUGUAGUGACCGCGGUUUGUAUCAGUGACUCGGAGGUUUGAGCCUGUUUGGGCCACAGUAAAUGCAGAUCCAUGACGCUUAGCUGAAUAUAAAGCGGAAACUUCAGCUAACGCUAACUGAUACAUGUAUGUGAUACGGAAAACACAAAAGGAACCGCUGAAUUAAACACACAUGGAUCCCAACCGGAUAAUCCAAGCACUUAAAGGGACUAUCGACCCUAAUCUAAGGAUAGCGGCGGAAAAUGAACUCAAUCAGUCUUACAAGAUCAUCAACUUUGCUCCAACCCUGCUGCAGAUUAUUUUAUCCGAGCAGGUGGAGUUUCCUGUUCGUCAGGCAGCGGCCAUCUACCUGAAGAACAUGGUGAACCAGUACUGGCAGGACAGGGAGCCGUGUCUGGGUGAGGUCGUCUUUCCCUUCAACAUCCAUGAGAACGACCGGCAGCAGAUCAGAGACCACAUAGUGGAGGGCAUUAUCCGCUGUCCCGAGUCCUUACGCACGCAGCUCACCAUGUGUCUGCGUUCAGUCAUCAAGCAUGACUUCCCUGGCCGCUGGACCGCUAUAGUGGACAAGAUUGGCAUGUACCUGCAGUCUCAGAAUAGUGGCAGCUGGUACGGAACCCUGCUGGCUCUCUACCAGCUGGUCAAAACAUAUGAGUACAGGAAAGCAGAUGAGAGGGAGCCGUUGCUGGCAGCCAUGCAGAUCUUCCUGCCGAGGAUUCAGCAGCUCAUCAGCCAGCUGUUGGCCGACGCCACCAUCUUCUCCGUUCUUAUCCAGAAACAAAUCCUCAAGAUCUUUCACGCUUUCGUACAGUACUCACUGCCUCUCCAGAUGAUCAACAACACAGUGAUGACUCAGUGGAUGGAAAUCCUCCGAGCCAUAAUGGACCGGGAUGUCCCAGCCGAGACGUUGGAGGUUGAUGAAGACGACCGUCCGGAGCUGGCAUGGUGGAAGUGUAAGAAGUGGGCGUUGCGCAUCAUCAACAGAUUGUUUGAACGGUAUGGAAGCCCUGGAAAUGUGACAAAGGAGUACUACGAGUUUGCAGACUUUUUCCUGAAGACAUAUGCGAUUGGAUUACAGCAGGUCCUGCUGAAGGUGGUGGACCAGCAUCGGCAGAAGCAGUAUGUUACUCCUCGUGUCCUGCAGCAGUGCCUCAACUACCUCAACCAGGGCCUGUCACACUCACUGACCUGGAAACAGAUGAAGCCACAUAUGCAGACCAUAUGCCAGGAGGUCAUCUUCCCUCUCAUGUGUUACAAAGAAGAGGAUGAGAAACUCUGGCUGGAAGACCCUUAUGAAUACAUCCGCAUGAAGUUCAACCUCUAUGACGAUCACGCCCUACCAGCCACUGCUGCUCAAAGCGUUCUGUGUAAAGCUGCCCGCAAGAGGAAAGAGGUCCUUCCUCAGAUGAUGGAGUUCUGCCACCAGAUACUGGUGGACCCCUCUGCUGACCCCCGCAAGACGGACGGGGCACUGCACUGCAUUGGAGCUCUGGCUGAGCUCUUACUAAAGAAGCGGAUAUACAGGGAGCAGAUGGAGCUGUUGCUGCAAAACUAUGUCGUCCCUCUGCUCAACUCUGGUAUGGGUUACCUGCGAGCCAGGUCGUGUUGGGUGCUCCACUGCUUUAGCCCCCUGCGUUUCCAUGAUGAGCUGGUGCUGAGGAAUGCUGUUGAAUUGGUCAAACAGAAUCUGAUCAAUGACAAAGAGAUGCCUGUCAAGGUGGAAGCUGCAAUUGCACUGCAGACAUUGAUCAGCAACCAGGAACAAGCCAAGCUGUACAUAAGGCCAUACAUUCGGCCGGUAAUGCAACAGCUGCUGCAUGUGGUAAAAGAGACAGAGAAUGACGACCUGACCAACGUCAUUCAGAAGAUGAUCUGCGAGUACAACCAGGAGGUGGCUGCCAUUGCUGUGGAAAUGACGCAGAAUCUGGCAGAGAUUUUCACCAGGGUCCUUCAGAGUGAGGAGUAUGAGGAGAACGAGGACAAGACCGUCAUGGCCCUGGGCGUCCUCAGCACCAUUGACACCAUUCUUACUGUCAUGGAGGACCACAAAGAGAUCACUCAGCAGCUGGAGGGGAUCUGUUUGCAGGUGAUCGGUCUGGUCUUGCAGAAGCCCAUCAUAGGUAUGGCAGAGUUCUAUGAGGAGAUCUUGUCGCUGGCCUUCGGCCUCACCUGUCAGACCAUCUCUCCCCAGAUGUGGCAGCUUCUGGGCGUCUUGUACGAGGUCUUCCAGCAUGACUACUUUGACUACUUUACAGAUAUGAUGCCUCUUUUGCACAACUAUGUUACUGUGGAUACAGACAUGCUCCUCUCCAAUCCUAAACACUUAGAGGUCAUCUACAGCAUGUGCAAAAAGGUACUCACCAUAGAUGCAGGUGAGGAUGCAGAGUGUCACGCUGCCAAACUGUUGGAAGUCAUCAUCCUGCAGUGCAGAGGCAGAGGAAUUGACCAGUGCAUCCCUCUAUUUGUGGAGGCGGUUCUGGAGCGUUUGAUGCGGGGGGUGAAGUCUAGCGAACUGAGGACCAUGUGCCUGCAGGUGGCCAUUGCUGCUCUAUACUACAACCCAGCCCUGCUCCUCCACACGCUGGACAACAUGCACUUCCAACUCAACCCUCAGCCAAUCACUGCCCACUUCAUCAACCAGUGGAUGAAUGACACAGAGUUCUUCCUGGGGCUCCAUGACCGUAAGAUGUGUAUCAUCGGACUGAGCGUGUUGCUGGAGUUGCCCAGUCGGCCGGCGGUGCUGGAGGGAGUUGCUGCCCAGAUCGUCCCCUCCAUCCUGCUCCUGUUCCUUGGGCUCAAACAUCUCUACGCCUCCCGCCUUGUCAAUAAACCAGACCUGCUGCCUCAUGCAGGGGCACAGGAUGAAGACCAGAAUGAAGAGAUUCCCAGUGAUGAAGAUGAAGUGAAUGAGAACCAUAACGCCAUGCAGCAUCAGUCUAACAUGCCAACGGGCCAGGCUGGUGACGAUGAUGACGAUGACGAAGAUGACUACUGGGAUGACGAUGGCUUUGAGGGAACACCCCUGGAAGAGUACAGCACGCCUUUAGACUACGACAACGGAGAGGACGAGUACCGCUUCUUCACCUCUGCCCUGCUCCGGGUCCAGAACACCGAUGCAGCCUGGUACCAGUGUUUGACAGCUCCACUCAGCGACGACCAGAAAAAACAGCUGCAGGAGAUCUACAGCAUCUCUCAGCAGAGGAGGAGCCCCGCCGCCAAGAGCCAGUGAGCACUGUGGAGACAGAUGGCAGAAUCAGAAAGGAAGGGCAAGAAGAAGAUGGGAAGAAGAUGGUCUGACCUGCAGUGGAGUUCAGUCUGAUUUAAAUGACCUAUGACCACAUCAGACCGUAUCAGACUUACUAGAUCCCAGCAAAACCAGGUUCCAGGGUGCCAUCAGAACUGGAUUGAAUUGCACAGGCUCGGUCAGCAUCAUAUCAGUUUGGACCUGGUAAACUUUAAAAGCCCCUACCACAAUUGUCCUAUCACCAAGACAGAACCACUGGCCUGUGUGUAUGUGGACUCCAGAGAAAGAUCUGCAUUAUAAAUAUAAAUGUCCUUGACCAGCAAAAAUUAGUUUAAUUUCUUGUAGAGUGCAGUCCUUUGGUCUCUGGCUAAGUAAAGGUGUGUAUGCGUAUGUGUGCGUGCGUGCGUGUGUGUGUGUGUGUGAGAAACUGUAAUAAAUAAAAACACAUCAGAAUGAGUGCUUGUAAGUACUGUAAGUGCUUGUCUUUGUCUCUAUAUAGUUGAACACUUUUUAUCAUCUCAUGAAGGCCUACAAGGAGCAAGAAGAGCUGUCUGGGUGCCUUGUAUAGACUGUGGAUGGACAAGGAGUUGUGGUCAAAAUCUUGUG
Molecule: messenger RNA, 3997 nt
Organism: Centropristis striata (black sea bass)
Lineage: Eukaryota; Metazoa; Chordata; Actinopteri; Perciformes; Serranidae
Gene: ipo8
Product: importin 8
Exons: 25
Coding region: 320-3376 (1018 amino acids)
Biological process (GO): protein import into nucleus
Cellular component (GO): cytosol; nuclear envelope
Molecular function (GO): small GTPase binding
Source: RefSeq, a predicted model, not a curated record